This is a messenger RNA of Cyphomyrmex costatus, 15285 nucleotides long. RefSeq names its product transmembrane protein KIAA1109 homolog tweek (gene tweek). Gene Ontology annotation, biological process: synaptic vesicle endocytosis. Bases 1 to 15153 code for a protein of 5050 amino acids. The record is from RefSeq and is a predicted model, not a curated record. The transcript is spliced from 51 exons. Lineage: Eukaryota; Metazoa; Arthropoda; Insecta; Hymenoptera; Formicidae.
AUGGAGGAGAACGAACUAUACAAUGCUACAGUGUCGUCUUUCUUUGGUAUUGAAUCAGCAUUUUGGAAUUAUUCUGAUCAUGUCAUCUUGGAUGAUCUUAAAAUGGAUAGCAACUUUAUAUGGUUGUUAUGUUCACUAGUAUCUGCCAUAUCCUGGAUUGUUUAUAUCGCUUAUUAUAAUAGUAGAGUAGCUGGUUAUAUAUUGACAAAGUUGUUAAAUCGAUUUGUUAUUAGAGACGGAUAUGUUAAAGUUGGAUCUGUCAUACUAAGUGCUUUAAGUGGGAAGAUAAUGUUUAGGGACAUAGUUUAUAUCACUACAGAUUAUAGUUUUAGAAUUCAGGAUGGUUGGCUCAUUUUUAGAUGGUGGAGAAGCUAUGUCCCUAAGGAUGUAUCAGAAGAUCUCUCCCAUUCUGACACACGACUAUCAGUUAUGUUAAAUGGUUUUGAAUUACAUGUUUACAAUCGCUGUCAACUUUAUGCACAAUUAGAAAAAUCUUUUGGUCUUACACCACAAAUGUUUGCUGAUGAAGAAUGCCAUAAUAUAAACAGUGACGAUCUGGAUGGAGAAUCUAUAAAUAAUGCAGCUAAUGAAACUCGUCAUUCACAAAUUAAUGCAAUGGAUGUAUCUCGGCAUGUGGAUAACAUUAGGAAGAAGGAAGCUCAUGUGAUUGCACGUACUUGGAGAGACUUGAUACCAGUUAUUAAACUAGAUAUUUGCACAGGAAGACUAGUAUUUGGUAAUCGAUUAGUACCAACUACAUUAUCAAUAACAGUGGAAGAAGCACAUUUUGUAUAUUCUACAAAACCAGCAGCAUCCAGACACGACCAUUUUAUGCAUUUUACCAAGUGCAAAGCCGAGAAUUUUAAAGUUAUCUUGGCCCCCAGCCCAAAAUAUACUGGAAUGGUUGACGAUCCACCUAGAUACAUGGGAGAAGGUUUCGUUGUUUUAAGUUCAAAUAACAUGGAAGUUUAUUAUUACAUGGAUGAACCUGGCGUCGUACCGGAACAUCCUGAGAUGAUACAAUUGGUGAAUGGAGAUAUGGUUGAGGCAAUGCCUCCUAUAUGGGGUAUCGAUAUCAAGUGUGGAAAGGGCACAGAUUUUAGUUAUGGCCCUUGGGCCGAUAGACAACGAGAGCAUUUAUUUAAAUUCUUUUUUCCCAAUGAUUACCAACCAAUGAAGAUUACAAAAUUGCCUAAACCAGGAGAUAAAAGACAGGUUCAAUCAUUUGACAUUAGAUUAUCAACAUUGAAUGAAGCAACAAUUGAUAUACUCUUUAGUAAAAAUAGAGAAACAAAUGCUGUUCAUGUUAAUGUAGGACCAGGAUCAUACUUAGAAAUUACAAUGCCAUGGAUAGUUUUACAAGACGGUUAUACUACAAAGAUAACGGGUCAGCUUUUACAUUUGGAAGCUACAACUAGUCUACAGUAUCGAAGUCUAGUUGAAAGUGAGACCUUAGAAUUUGGAGUAAAGUGUCAUUAUCCUCUUAAGUGGAACGAUCAUCAAGAAUGGACGCUAAAUUUAACUGGAUGUAAAGCAACUGCUAAUUUAGUUUAUUCGCAUAAAGACUUUUUUCAAGAUAUGAUCAAUGAUUGGGCGAGUAAAGCAAGACCCGAUAUUUUACACUUUGUUCCAUAUACUUGGAAAUUUAGUUUACUUUUAAAAGAAUUUGAAUUGAUUACACUGUGUAAUGAAUACAAUUGGAUCGAUUGUUCAUCUCAGAACCAAGAGAAUGCGCACAUCGCUUUUUGCGGGGAGCUUUUUGAUCUCUCAUUUGAUCUUCCAUUUGUAGAUUUUCUACCCGUUACGAUACCUUUGCGUUUCUGGAUUCAAGGAGAAAGCGUUGAUCUUUUAUUCUAUUUGCCGGAAGUUAAUACCAAUCGUAUUAUUUUAUUGGCAUUAGAUAAGAAUGCAAAGAUCAUGACGCGUGAUGGAUCUCAUAAGCACUUACAUGAAUUGAAUAGAGGCAAGAAAUGGAGAAACUUUUGUCAAAAGGAAUCAGGAUGGGUCAACUGCUGGUCUGUACCGAUCGUGGCAUUGAGUAUUAAUUAUACUUAUCAUCUAUGCCCACCGUUAGGCCCUACUCCACAAGCUAAUAUAACAACUCCAGAAAAAGAAGAAAUUCUCUUGUCUCCUAUGCGAAUUCCUAAAUGUAGGAAAUCGCCAGGUUUACAAUGGGCAAGAAGUGGUGCACAAAAGUUUGAUCCGCAAUCCGUAGCGCCUGAUAAAGUUAGUAUAGAACUUGAAAUUGGACCAUCCAUAUUGAUUUUAUAUGGGUCUUUGUUAAAGAACUUUAUGCACUUAAAGGAAAAUUUAUUUGGAGAUUAUCAAAUGUUUACUGAUAUGCAACAAAGUAGAAACACCUCAACAUCUGUAAAUGUAGAAAGAAAUAAAGAUAAAGAUAUACAAAAUAGCAGCAUUGAGGUAUCUAUGGAAGAUGAAGAAAUAAAAUCUAAACCCUUCGAUCCGAGAGAUUAUAGACCAUUAGAAGUGACUGUUGGUGUUACUAUGCAUGACAUUCAAGCACAUUUAAUCAAAAAUUGUAAUGAAAAUGAUCCACCAUGCCCGGUUAUACUUUUAGAACGUUUUGGAUUUGAAAUGAGAAAGGGUUAUAAGGAAACACAACUUCAGUUAUUGCUUUCUCCUGCCAUUGCUUUAGUCACAGAUAACGUAACAAGAUCAAAUAAAGAACAUCAUCUAAAUCAGGGACAUUUAAUGUUGAGUGCUUUGCAACUUAGAGGUCACGCUAUGUUCAGUAAUGAAGGAAGAAGUUUAGAUCAAGAAACAUUGGAGUAUGCAUGGUUGAUUGAAGUGCAGUUAGGCAAAUUAAGUGGGAAAAUUACUUCUCCUCAAUUACAUCAUUUUAUUACAUCAUUAGAGACUUUCUUGUUAAUGGCAAAAAAUACCGAGAACAGUUUACGCCCACCCAAUUUACCUUUUCAUUGCCACCAUGGUCUCGCGCCACUGCAAUGUCCAGAAAGUGAUGUUGAUAAACAUUAUAGGUGUCCAAGUUCUGAAGAUAUAAAAUAUAGAAUGACGAGAUUGUCCAUAGAUGCUGUUGAUUUAUACCUACAAGAAAUAGGUACUGCCAUACAAUUUUGGAUAUCUCCAAUUCGUGUUGCUAGUUGUAAUCUUCACGGACAUCAAGUAAAAUCAGGUGUUACCGCUGUUUUACCUACGAUAUCUAUUCGCCAGUUUGUAUCUGCAGCAGAUUAUUUUGCGAAUACAAGUAAUACUAAUACAACUGGUAGUGGUAGAUCUCAUAAUAACGCAAGCAGUCGAAUGUCAGGUGAUGGAUCAGAUAUAUGGCUUGAAGUAGGAUCAAUAUCUUUGGGUCCAGUUGUUUUAGAAGCCGCGAUUUCUCUUCCAACUCCAGAACACAAUUUGCAUUUAGUACAAAAUAAAUAUUUAAAAAUGCAUGAUGAAGCAACAAAACGUUUAUGGUUUUUAUGGCCACAGGAAAGUGGAGUAAAGGCAACAAAAUGUGGUUGUAUAGGAGGUUGUGUAUUUUUUGGCAAUAACCGGAACGGACCAAGAUUUUUUAAACCAAGCUAUCAUGAUCUUCAAGAUGGUAUUAACAUAGCUGCGUAUAGAAUUCAUGAACCUGAUAAAGAAAAAGGAUUUGGACAAUCUAUUUUGCAUGAUGGGCAAUUAGUAUUCCACACACCACCAUAUAGUUUACAAGAUAUAUCUUUACAAGAUGUAUGCUAUCCUAUGACAGGAUUGAAAGUAACACUCAAUCAAGAUGGUCCACAAACUCUGAAGAAAAGUAUUGAACGUCCAAGGUCUGUGACCGAUCAUAAUAAAGAAGAAAAUAAUAGUACAAAAUUAAACGUUGCAUCUGCAAGUCCAUUAAUAUCUGGUGGAGAUAGGAAAUCGUUGGACAGAAGAUUUUCUUAUACAUCGAUGCGUGGGCCGAAUAUAAAAGAUGUACCAUAUUCUCGUUUGAUUGACGCUAGUCCUGUAGCACAGUUACCACAGAAAUUAGAUUCUGAUUCUAAACUAAAUGUAGAACGCAGUAAAUCCAUUUUAAGUGUACCAGAAAUUGAAACUGCGCCUAAAAGUAGUGUAUCUGAUUCCAAAUUAGCCGUAGAUUAUUUUACUGCAACAGAGAACAUAGAAACACUUGAAUCAAGCAGCCCGCAAUCUUUACCUACAGUCCCAACCGAAUUUAAUCUAUCUACGUCUAUACGAUCGGCUACGAAAGACAGCGAAGGAAUAAAUAUAUCGGAUUCUCAUCAUUCAUUAUAUGCGAGGACAAAUUCAGAAGAACGAUUAAAACAAGAGGUACAACGUACAGUAUCCAUGUCGUCCGAAAAUCACUCGGAAGCAUUUUAUUCGGCUGAUGAAGAUAUGAGUCAUGGAUUAAGUGGAAGUCGAACGUCUAGUUUACGUCAAUCCAUCGUCGGUUCUGGCUGUGUUUUAAAUCGUAGUGAUAGUAUAAAGAAAAAAUUUUCAUCGGACUUAUCUAUUGUUGAGAGCUCUGCUAAUGUAAAUAUCUCGGUGGCGGAUAAAGCGCACACGUUGGAGAGAGCAAAGACGCAAAUAUUAAAUACAAAGAAAAGUCCCAGAAUUAAUAGGAACACUAGUUUUCAAAAUAAAGUUGAUCAAACUGAAAACUGCGGUUUGCAAGAUUCGUCGGAUAGCCAUUCAAUAUCAUCUACUAGUUUUAUCUCUGCUGUAUCCUCACAAGAAGAUGUCACACUUGUAAAUUUACAUAUGCAAGUGAAUAAACCAAUUGUAGAUUCGCCGUUAUUGAUGUCGAGUUAUGUUAGUCACUUAACACAGGUUCGCUGUUCAAAUUGGAAUCAAUCGUCAUUACCUUCGGGUGGUGAUGCAUUUACUACUCCUGUAUUUCAACGAGCGGAGGAUGGUAGAUUAGUUUACGUUGGUGGACGAUAUAUACCAAAACUUGAAACUGUCACGGAAGGUUUUACAUCGUUGAAAAUGGUAACACGUUCCGAUGGUUCACCCGUUGCAAGUUCAUCUAAUAAAACACCUACACAUCCUUACUUGUGGGACGAUAUAUCUCUACAUCAAACAGAAGGUGAAGAUAAUGCGAUGCAUAACGAGGAAGAAUUAUUAGCAAUAUUGCAUGAAACCGGAUUACGCACAACGGUUAUUGUCAAAUUCAAAGGAGAUGUUGAUAUUAUGUUGAGUCCUAUGGUUCUGGAAUCACUUCAACGAUUUAUCGAUAGUAUCAUACCAACUUUGGCCAGUUUACAUCCAUUGACAAUCUUAAAUCAUCUUCACAGCGAAUGUAUAAGCAAAGUCCAGGAUGCAAAUAUUUUAAAACAGGAUCAAAGUUUAUCAUAUUGGAGUCAAGUCCAAACUAGUUCAAAACGAUCUACAGCAGAAAGGAAUCUUAAAAAUGGUCAAGGUGAUGAUAAAUGUAAAAUUGCACUACAGACAAAUGUCUACGAAGAAAGUAUUACGACACAAAUACAAGGCAGUAUUAUUUUACCAAAAUUGAAUCUAACAUUGUUACAAGCAUCUGUCGUUGAAGAAAUUAUCUCGUUCUCUGCAUUAGAAAAUAUUCGGGACUUGACAUGUGUAUCGCUAUUUGCGAUUUGUCUCGAUGAUGUCACUGCUAGAUUCUAUCUAGGAAAACAAGCUCGAGAAGUUGUUCAAACUUUUCAUAAACCGGCUGCAUUACCGAAUCAGAAGAAGGUAAACAAAAUCAGUAAAGCAUUUUUAUCUGGACAUCAAACUACUGCAGUAGUGGCUGACGUGGGAGGAGAAACAGUUUAUAUAGAAACGUCAGAGAAGCAGCAAGAGGAAAUUAUAGUCACUUUAAAUAUCGGCAAAGCACAUUCUCAAUUAAGAAGACUGAGAAAUGAAUCUUCGAUAUUGAAGGAUGCAGUGAUAACUGCUAUACCUGCACAUUAUUCGAAAGUAUUAUUUACCUGCACAAGAAUGACGUCCCCAUUAAAGUGUAUUGAUUAUUAUUUACAUUACUUGAUGGAUGAAAAAGAAAAGCUGAAUAAACAGAUUGGACCACCGCAAGCUACUGAAGAAUUUACAAUGGGAUGUGGAGAAGAUAGAUUAGGGUUUAUUAUGUUUGAAUGUGGUUUUGAGGGAAUUAAAUUGAAAAUAGUAAAGAGAUCUCAAUUUGAAAAAGGAGAAAAUGGUGAUGGUGAUAAAAAAAAUGAAGCUGAAGUAUUUUGCACAGACAGUGUUAAAAGCCAAGACGAAUUAGAUAAUAAUACUGCUGCGUCCACAACAACUGCUGCAGAAACUGAAAUAAAACCGACAAAUGCAUCUGCUGGCACUCAAAUGAAUAUGAGCGCGACAUGCACCAGUCUUACGUCUAAAGUAGCAAAUGGCAAUACUGUAUCAUGCGUUAUUGAAUUAAAAACAGUAUGGUUUAAUUUUGCUGCACCUCCACGUACUCCAAUAACAAGAAAAAUUGAUUAUACAAGAUUAGAUUGGAAUUUACUCAGUACCGCAUCGCCAGCGAUAAAUGCAUGGAUGAAUCCUAGUAACAAAUUUGCAACUCGUAUUGUUUACAUGUUCAGAACAAUGUAUCGAAGAUGUACCGCAAUUGUUGCCUGCCUUAUGGCAGAAGCAUUGGAUGUACAAGGAAUACAUAUGCCUUUGAAGAGUCGUUACGGAAGAUUAACACCUUUAGCGAAAACGUUGCAGGAAGAUCCUUCUUGUCAGUUAUGUAGUAUAUUGCAAAAUUAUGUUUUUUUAUCUGAAAUCAUAAAUAUUGAGACUAACUUAAAAGAAUCGGAUCUACCGCUCCUUUCUACACUCCGACAAGGUGUCAUUGUAUUAAGUAGGCAAUGGAAGAACAUACUUUAUACGCCAUUAUUAUUGGAACACAAUUACAAAACUAAACAUGUUAAACCAUUAAACGUUACAUUUGCCGUGUCAGAUCCUGAUGAGCAAGUAAAUAAGACAGAAGUGGAGGAAGAAAUCAAUGUGAAAAGGAGUAAGAAUCCUUCAAUAAAGAAUAUUUUUAUAAAAUUUAAUCUGUUGACUGAUGGGGAGGGUAGUGCAGGAGAUGUUGAUGAUCAGGAAGUAACAGAUGAAUGUGCUAUGCUCAUCCAUACGGACCAUAUGCAUAAACAUACACAUAUCAAAGGCGGACAAGACAAAACAUCAGGUAUGUGUGGUGAUGGUUUGACGGUUCCUGUAAGCUCUCCUCGCGGGAAAGACACGACUCCUAUAGCAACACCGGUUCCAGGCCCGGAUUCAUUUUCCUCUCCCUCUCCACCCGUAGCUCAUCCAAAGAGAGGAAAAACGUUACAACCAACACAAGUGCCUGCUAGUACACGUGCAAGUAUUGUUUUCCCCUUACUCACCAGUGGUGGGUUGUUCAGUCAAACACGAGAACCAAAUAACAUAAGUUACGGAACAUUGAAAGAAGAGAAGACUCCACAAAUUCAUAUUUCACAUUCACAUCAACUUGGUUCUAAUCCUAGCAUUUAUUCUGGAGGUCCAGGUCAUGGUAGUCAACAUAGCACUGGAAGUUUAGACCAAGUUACAUCUCCUACAAGUCAUUCUACUAAACCUAUAAAUACAGGGGAAGAUCUGUAUAGCUGGAUGGCAAAGCAGCAAGAAUUUAUAAAGGAUAAUGAUAAAGGAAAUUUAAAAGGAAAUUGGGUCUUUCGUACAGAGCAAAAAUCUACAAAGGAUUCAAAAAUUAACACUAUGACUACUGACGACACUGAAGAUUCUGAUAUACAGAGUGGUGCUUUCCUGUAUCCAAUGAAAGACUCUCUAAGAUUAUUGGAUGCACAUUUGAUUUUUGAACCGCUUUUGUCAUCUUUAUCGGUUAUGCCACAACAGAUGUUAUCAGUUAUCGGAUCAGGAAAUGUAAAUAAUUUGUCCUCCUUAGAUUCAUUAGGCUCAAAUUUAUCUCUUGUAGGCAGUAUGGAUACUAUGCGCAUUGACAUAGUCGUGAGCGAAUUUGGAAAAAUAACAGAUAAAAAAAAAAAUAACAAAUGUCAGUCAAGAAAAGGAACUAACUCGAAAUUUCAUCUUGAUAUACCACCAGAGACACCAGCAUUUUUAUGCGAAAGGAUUGGUGUAGAUAUCGAUAUUAAGAAGAUGGCUGAUAUGACAGUAGAUGAUAUGAUACAAAAACAAAAUGUCCUAUAUAUAUCUAGAGGUCAAUUGAAGAAACAUACUAGCACAGUGGUUAACAUUAGUUUAAAUAUUCGUUACAUAAGUCAGCAAGUAAACAUGCCCCUUCUUAGAUUAUUACAUCAAAUAAGUAACAUGUAUCAGAAUGUUAAAGAGACACAGAUGGAGUUAAAGGAGCAACAGCCUGAAGGAAAACGUAACACUAACAUAAUUAAUGUUAAUGAUAACGUUGCAAAAAAUGGCUCAUCAUCGACAUCUGAUCUGCAAGAACAGUUCCUUACUGGCAGCAAAAAGAUUGAAGCACCGUUGCUUCGUAGCAGUUUUGAACCGAAUCAAUCGAAAGCGUUACCAGGUGCAACUGUGCGCUCUCGGCCACAAAGUUUUGCACAAAAAUUACGAAGCACUGGCAAAAGUGUAAAGGGCUAUAUUAAUUUAAGUGAAGGUGUUAUCACGCCCAGUUUUGGAGCAAGCCCUAGUGGAUCUGGUUUGGAUAAAUUCCCGGAUACAUGUAAAGAUAGCGCACACUUAACGCCACGAUGUUGGAAAACUAUAUACUACCUUUUGGAUUUGUACGCAACUCGUCCGGAAACUAAAACUAUUACCCAUCGAUUUUCGAUAUCUGCAGAUGCAGCGGAACAUUAUAAAAGUGGAAGAAAGUAUGAAAUCUUGAAUGAAACCAAAGAUGUUGAUAUUGAAAAAGGAUUAAAUGCUGAAAAUAGUUCAACGCCAAUUCCUCCAUCAAGAGAGUUAAAUAUUGUAACAGGUGAAAGAACAAGGCUAAUUAUUUUUGGCGUUGCACGAAUCCAUAGAACCAGAUUAUUAGCUACUUUAAGUGGCUUAAAACUUGAAGCAGAAAUUACUAGUCUACAUUCUAGUCUAACUUGCCGUAAGAAAUCACGGCCUGCGAGUUUAGAAUGUAGUAUGACUGGACAAAUCGGAAGAACCAUGAUUGUUUUGUUGGAAGGCGUUGCCCCUAAUCAACAAACAGUUGUAAAAGUUACUGUUGGAAAAUCACAAGCUCUAUAUUCCAGUAUUACGAGGCGUCAAAAGGACAAGAAUAGCGGUUUAUUGACUGUCGGUGCUGUAAAUAUUGAUAUACCGCAGCAUCCUGUAGCAUUGCAUGGAAUGAUGACUAGAGGCAGUAAACAAUUAUCAUCAACGUUACAGGAAUUAAGAGUUACUAGAACAUCAUCAAGAAUGUCGCGAGGACAACAACAAGAUGAUGUAGAUGCUGUUUCAGGCAGUCCACAUCAUUACGCACCUGCUCCUUCGAUAGGCGUAGAAAAACCACAAGCCGUAUCUGGUCUUUUAGAACCUAUUGUUAUGCAAUUCCACAUAAUACUUCAAAGCCUAAGUAUAACUGCGGCAUUGUUACCAUCUCUUCAAGCUCAGUACAAGAUGGAUCAGGUGAAUAGUUCUGGCAUAACAGGUAGCAAGGCUAAAUUUACUAUAGACUUGCCUCAUCAUAAUCUGAGUUUCACGACGAAAUUGCAAGUAACAGAAGCGAACUUACCAUCUGAAGCAAGUAUCGAAUUACCUAAAGUACAUGUUUCGGCCGAAUACAUCCAGGAUGGAAGCAGUAACUUGAAUGAUAGUAAACUAGCAGAUGGUGUUGUAUUAAGACAAGGUAGCUACCUAAGUGCAACUGCAGACAUCGGAAUAUUUGAGCAUUCUUUAACGACGGAUCUUUUAAACCAUUUGGUAUUUGUACAAAAAGUAUUUAUGAAAGAGGUAAACGAGGUAGUACAGAAAGUUUACGGAGGCGAAAAACCAGUACCUUUGUGGCUUGAAGACGACGAAUCAACCAGCUCUACUUUAAAACGAAUUUUAUUUUCACUGAUUAUACGUAUUAAGAGGAUUCAAUUGACUGCAACAACGCCAACAAAUUCGGCAGUGAGGUUAGAAACCGGCGCUGUAGAAUUUCAAUUAUCUAAUAGAGUGCAAAAUGUUUCUGGAGCUACUCAACCUAAUCCCUACAUGAAAUUAUUUGGCAAAGCACAAGUUGAUAUUAAUUUAAGCCUGGGACAAUUACUGAAAAAUGUAUUAUUUGAAGAAGCAGAGCCUGAAUUUCAACAGUUUGCUUUCUUCAAUACUAGAAUAGGACUACGAAAUGCAUUUCAAGAGGAAAUGGCUCAGGAAGAAGACAAGGAAGUAUUUUUAAUUACUCUUAAACGUCCACUGAUUUAUAUACAACCGAUCGCUAUCGAUAAAGCUAUACUCGUUUGGUUAAAUUAUAAAAAUGCAUAUGAAUACUGGAAUGAAAAACGAUCUAAUUUGAAUAAAGAAGUGUUAACUGCUACUCAACAAGUAUUUGAAAAAGUUCCAUUCGGACAACUGACGAGUCAGCUCAGUUCACCUCAUCUUGGAACAUUAUUUUUGCAAUUAACAGUCGAUGAUAUGGGCAUAUGUGUGCCGCUUAAUCCCUUACCACCAAAUAAUUGGAGAUUAAAUAGAGGUCUCUAUGAUGGAGAAUCGCGAGGUGCUGUUGUAGUAACACUUGAAAAUACAAGCAUAUCCGCAUGUAGUAGCGGUAGUUUAGUUAGUAAAGGAAGGUUCGUAGGAUUAUGCUUGAGAUUUGCAGAAGACUUUGAAACUUCUUUGGACGAUUGGAAACCAGAUAUGACCGAUAGUAAUAUAAUGAAUUUAUGUGUCGUAUCCGAAGGUACUUAUGAAGUGUGUAGUAGAACUAUCGCUCAAAAACAGGAUAAAUCUGAUAAUGCUAAAUGGAUCUUAAACGUUCAAUGGCAAAUGGAGGGAGUUGAUAUUCAUCUUGAUGUCAAUGUAGGACAACAGCUGUCAGCUCUUGGACAUACAUUAACGAUGCUAACUGGCUCUGAAGAAGAAGAUGAUAUUCACGUUCCUUUAGAUUAUGACAGCGACGAUGGAGAUCAACCAGAAAAUAGCACUAGCCAGGUUAAGAAAAAAGAAAGCAUAUUAAUGAAAAAAUCAAAAAAUUGGACGGACAGUCUCCCAGCAUUUAUCUUUGAUCCUACUCUCGAUGCGAAGAAGCGAUCACAAUUAAUAGAGAAAGAAAUGAACGAACAAGCAAAAAUUAUAAAUGAUUUGCGAUCAUUGGGCGCUUCGCAUGGGACAAUUGAGCAGGAAAUGAAACGGCUACAUGAAUUAGAAGCGAUGGUAUUCAAAGAUUUUAGAAGGGAUAUGAUUCAAAAGCUAAGAAGACAAUCGGUGAAAGCUUCUGGUAUUAAGGGUAAAUUAGGUCUUGGUAGCAAACCGAAUACAUAUCGUUCAAGAUCAUUUAUUGUACCUUCGCCUACACCAGAACAUCAUUUAGAAAGUCCAGAAGAUCUAAAUACGGAAAUUAAUUCAGCAAAUUCAGCAAGUUACGAAAGCAGUCCUAGAAGCGGUCCCAGUCGGUCAGCUUCUUUGCGAGUAAGAGGGCUUAGCGGACCACGAGUUACUUUUAGUGAUACACAUACAAUGUGCAGGCAAUCAUCUCUACCUAGCGCUAGUUCUGAUUUGAGUUUACCAGAAGGAGGAUUAGAAUGGCCAGAGACUAUUGAGAUCGAAGGAGAACGAGUUGAAUUGAGAAAAAAGAAUAAAGAUAUUAGUUGUACAUCAAGUUAUGACAGUAUGGAGGGAAAUGCACCAUUAUUAGAUUCAUUUGGAAAAGAGCAAGUUUCAUCGACAUCUUCUCCAUUUAUUACCCAGAAAACUCAAGAACCUAAUAUAGAUUUUGAACUUGAUGUCAAAGUUUUAAUUAAUAGCGGAAAAUGCGUAUUACACACAAAAGAUCCAGGGAAAGAAGAUGAAAUUAAACUCUUAAGUAGAAUGAAGAAAGAAAGAUCAUGUUCUGGUGGUACAUUCGAAUUUCAACCUGGUAGUCCCAGUAGCAGUAGAAAACAUUUAAAUAGUAAAGAGAAACCGUCAACAACUAGUACAUCUCGGUUGAAAUAUCUGCAACAUGCAAGUGUGCCUUUAGUAGAUUUAACAAUUUUUCAUAUUCCUGGUUUGGAUGUUAAGGUUCAUUAUGAAUCCAAGACACUUCCAGAAGAAUCAUUGUCUCCUCGCAUAUCUGCUGAGAACAGUUUAUUAAGUCCAAUUACAGUGCUUAGAAAAUCUAGUACUAAAAAAGCCAGUUUGUUUGCUUGGAUGACUCUUCAAAGCAUUCCUGAAGAAACUAUUAUUAGUCCUCAUAUCCUUGAAUUUUUAGAGCAAACCUUAGAACCAAUUCCAAGCAAGAAUAAUUUCCAGAGUAACGUGCAAACAAAUGCUGGCUUUCUGCUAGAAAAUAUGGAAAACACAUCAUGGGCUGCCACUGCUGCAAACAGCAAUUAUGUUUAUGCCAGUUUUCCCGUUGAUGUCAUAGUAUAUUUUCAUAUGCAACCGUCUACAUUUAGAUUUUCAUCUUUACCAGUUUCACGAGUAGAAUGUAUGCUACAGUUACCAUCGCUUGAUAUCGUAUUUUCAUCAAAACGUGCUGAGGAAGAGUUAAUAGAGUUUCGAGAAUUGAAGUCUCAGACAACAGGCAAAGAAAUAGGUUCAGCUAUUGGUGGAUUAUCUGUCACAGGUUGUUUAGCGGAUUUUUCCGUUUAUAUUUUUCAUCCGUAUGGUGGCGGAAAGAAAACAGGUUUAAAAGAAGCACAAUGGUCGCCUUUAUCAGACAGUGAGAGAAAAGAUUCGUUAAGCAUCAACGUCGAAUUUGUCAAAUUUCACUUGUCGAGAAGCAGAAAAUUGAAUUUUCAAAGCGAACAGCUUAAGAAGCUUUCGGAUACUAGUCGUGCUGUUAUACGAUUUUCAACAAUUAUUGAUAUUGGAUCUGCUUCAUUUAAAUAUGACAUGCGUCGACUAACAGAAAUUCUGGCAUUUCCGAAGGCUUGGUAUCGACGUAGCAUAGUGAGACGCUUAUUUCUAGGAGAUUUAAGUUCAGGUGCUGCAUAUUCCGAAGGGGAUGGAAGUCCUCCAUUAAAUCAGGAAGAAGCAGUUAUGGGUAGUUCCUUAUUGAAACAUUAUGAUAGGCACGAUUCAUUAUCAAAAAGUGCAUCUGAAAGAAGUCCUAUAUUAAAUAGAGAAAAAUUGAAAUUAACCUUGGAAAAUGAUAUGCCACGACCUCCACGAUUAAAAGAUAUUGGAAGAGGAUGGAGUUUCACCACAGACAAGCAAGUGUCGUCUGAAGUCAAAUUAAGAGAAUCCGCGUGGGAAACAUUAGUGUUAUUUGCAGUGAAUUUUACGCGUCUUAAUGUUCAUAUGAAUAUGGGUAAUGUAAUGGGUAAUGUUAGUUGGAUGACAAAAGAUUUCAGAUCGGACGGAAGACUAUCUAUUGGCAGUACGGGACAUAAAAAUUUGUAUAUAGGCAUUGGCUUAGGAGGAUCAAGUUUAGAUGCGAAAGGUGGUAUAGUUGGUGGGACAAUUGAAUUAAGUAGAAUUGAUACUUACAUACAUAUUCGAGAAGAACCUGGAAUAGAACCUGAUCAUACAGUAGGAUUGAAAUUAUUUGCAUUAGAAUUACGAUUGGAUUAUAUGGGAACAAGUGUACUAAUGUCUCGAGUGUCUUCAUUGGAUGUUACUCUUAGAGAUGAAUGGAAAAUUAAUCGUAGUAGCAGUGGUGAUGCUUUCAUGCCAACCCGAAGGCCCGCUAUUAUUUUUAUGCACGGCGAUUUGGGUUGGGAUCAACUACAAGUUAUGAUCAGUAAAUCAACAACAGCCGAUUUAUUAAAAAUGUUUUACAAACUGGAUGAGUUUUUCAGUCAACAAUUUAAAAGUAGCAAACGUGUAUUUAGUUCCUUACAACCAAAGCAUCAAAGAAUGAAUAACAGUAGUAUUAAGAAAAGGCAACAAAAGAAGAAAUCUGCUGUUGAUGGUGGUCCAUGGAGUUUGAACCAGACUGCGAUAUCAGAUGCUAGACAUCAUAGACAUUGGCAAAGAGUAUUAACUCAAGUAGCUGGUCUUCAAUUAGGAAGCUUAAGGUUUUCUUUACCGUCAACUGGUACCGUCCUUGGUGGUACAAUGGAACUUCAUGGCUGUAAUAUUAGCUUAGCAUGUUUCCACGGAAUUAAUUUUAAAAGCAAAAGUUGGGCUUUGUUCUCGUUAAAAGAACCCUGCAUAAGUUUUGCUACAGAAGCCCAAGAAAUCCCAAGUGUUGAAACACCUACCACAUAUGACGUUCACGUCGUACAGACGUUAACCAUCAGUCUAGGACAUCAACAGGAACAACAUGCAAGACAUCAUUCCAUGGCAACAGUGUGUAGAUUAAGUCGAAGCGUUUUAUUUCCACCGCAAUUUAAAUCUCUGCAAGAGUGGUUUCAUUAUGCAUUUGCUAGUAGUGAAAUUGAUGCGGUAGACAGAUUUCCGUGUGUCGAGAGGGACAGAGUGGACACUACAUCUGAUGGUAGCAAUGUAUCACGUGGAAGGAGCACGUCUUCAACGUCUGGCAAAUUGCAAGAACAUUCUCAUACACGAGAAGUAAUAUUUGCCUUGCCUUCAUUGCAGCUUCAUCUAAAAACUGAACAUUUACAAACAGCUAGAACGCCAGAUGUUAUAGGACUUCCUAAGCAUAUUUUAUAUAGCGAAAAACCAUUAGUUGAAUGCAGCUUUAUAACAGAAUUUGAAGAUCACAUAUUUGUUACUGUUGAUGCUGAAGCCUUUUUCUUCCUACAUGAUCUUAUUACGUCAUAUGUGAAAGAAAAAGAAAGAGUGAAUAUGGGUGCAAGAGCACAUAGUCCUGAUCCACAAGAAAGAAAAAAUAUAAAUACAGUUAAUAUAUCUAAUGUAUCUGUUACUGCCGAAGACGAAAAGAAACGUAAACAAUUUGAUCCAGCUGAAAUGUUUAUAAAAGACUGGCGUUCAUAUAGAUGUAAAACGUGGCAUUUAGAACCAACAGUAAGGCUAUUGUCGUGGGCCGGCAAAAGUAUAGAACCUUAUGGAAUCGAUUAUAUCCUUCAAAAAUUGGGAUUUUCCCACGCACGUACGACGAUACCAAAAUGGAUACAACGAGGAUUUAUGGAUCCUUUAGACAAAUUACUCGCCAUUCUUAUGUUAAGAAUGGUAUUAGCCGUUCGUGAAGAACCGUCAGAUGAGCAAAAAGAAUAUAAAAAAGAAAAAUAAUACUAAAUUGACUUUUUUAAAUAAUAUACAUAUGAUCUCGCAAUAGGUAUUACAGCGGUGCAAUAACACGUAAGAAUAACAUAAUUCACAUCAGUGUUACGAUGCGAUAAAGUUUAUGCAUAAAAUAACACA